GCGCGUGUUUUCCGGCGCGCCUCUGCAGUGAGACACGCAACCGCGCGCUCGCGUCUCUGUGCUCCCGGACCGAGACUCACUUUACGCAGUCCGAAACCAGAGGAAUCUCCUUAAGUUUAGGAAAAAACACACUCUCGCGACUGAGUGUGCUGCAGGUCCCGGCCCGGUUUGCAAACGGGGGUUCUAGUGAAAGCUAUCGGGCCAACUCGACGACGCACAGGCGCAUGGCUUUGAUUUAAAGGGGGAUUCGUCUCGCUUUUCCCUAAACCGAGUGUUGCAUGGAGCUGGACAACUACCGGCUGCCGAGAGCGACGAAAUGCGCCUUUUAAACGAGAACUCGGGGUUCGGGUUUCCUCACCAGUCCGUGUUGGUAGAGGCCUAAUGGGUUUACGUGGAGCGCGCGGACCCGAGCUCUACCUGCGCGAGGAGAGUGUUUGUGCGCGGGUGUAGAGGUGACUUACAAACCCUCGCUUUAUCAGCCGACAAGGACUGUUCCUCAAUCAAUCAAUCAAUCUGCUUCAGCCGUGCGGCGCUGCCCUUCGGUCUGGUGCGGAGAGAGCUGUCCUGCGAGGGAUACCCCAUCGACCUCCGCUGCCCAGGAAGUGACGUCAUCAUGAUCGAGACCGCCAACUACGGCCGCACCGACAACAAGAUAUGCGACGCAGACACGUUCCAGAUGGAAAACAUUAAUUGCUACCUCCCGGAUGCCUAUAAAAUCGUAUCUCAAAGGUGUAACAACCGGACUCAGUGUGUUGUCAUCACUGGCUCGGAUGUGUUCCCUGACCCAUGCCCCGGGACGUACAAGUAUCUUGAGGUCCAGUAUGAAUGUGUGCCAUACAAAGUGGAGCAAAAAGUUUUUAUUUGCCCUGGGACUCUGAAAGCAGUAGGAGAUCCGACCUUUGUGUUUGAGGCUGAACAGCAGUCUGGGGCUUGGUGUAAAGACCCUCUGCAGGCGGGGGACAAGAUCUACUUCAUGCCCUGGACGCCGUACCGCACCGACACUCUCAUAGAGUACGCCUCGCUCGACGACUUGAGGAGUGGCCGACAGACGACUACCUACAAGCUCCCGCACCGCGUUGACGGGACCGGCUUUGUGGCCUACGAUGGGGCCAUCUUCUUCAACAAGGAGCGCACUCGAAAUAUCGUCAAGUUUGACUUGCGCACGCGGAUAAAGAGCGGGGAGGCCAUAGUCGCCAACGCCAACUACCACGACACCUCACCGUAUCGCUGGGGCGGGAAAACGGACAUCGACUUGGCGGUUGACGAACGGGGACUGUGGGUUAUCUACGCCACCGAGCAGAAUAACGGGCGCAUCGUUCUCAGCCAACUCAAUCCCUACACUCUACGCUUCGAGGCCACAUGGGAGACGGUCUACGACAAACGCUCGGCCUCCAACGCCUUCAUGGUGUGUGGCGUUCUGCACGUUGUGCGAUCCACCUACGAGGAGAAUGAAAGCGAGGCCAGUAAGAGCCAAAUCGACUAUGUGUACAACACCAAACUGGGGCAAGGGGAGUAUAUCAAUAUCCUCUUUCCUAACCAGUAUCAGUACAUCGCAGCUGUGGAUUACAACCCGAGGGAUAACCAGCUAUACGUGUGGAAUAAUUUUUACAUUCUGCGAUACGACUUGGAGUUUGGGCCCCCCGAUCCAGGAGAAGUGCCAACGGUCUCCGAUGACGUCACGUCCACGCUUCAGCCCAGCAGAUCCACGGCUCCUGUGAUGAUCAGCACCAGCACCAUCAUGACCCCUGUGACCCCCGUGACCCCUGUGACCCCUGACCCCGAGCAGCCCGACCGCCCGCCGGACCCCCCCUCCGUCAGCAAGCUCUUCUGCGACGGCACGGAGAUGCGAGGAAUCUCCUGGCCACAGACGCACAGAGGAGUGACGGUGGAGCGGCCUUGUCCUAAAGGAACUCGAGGCAUGGCGUUGUUCCUGUGUUCGGCUGGCGACGGCAUCUGGAGCCCGAAAGGCCCUGAUCUCAGCAACUGUACCUCACACUGGGUGAGCCAGGUGGCACAGAAGAUCCGCACUGGUGAGAACGCGGCUAACCUGGCGAACGAGUUGGCGCGGCACACGCAGGGCACGGUGUUCGCCGGGGACAUCAGCUGGACUGUGCGUCUCAUGGAGCAGCUGGUGGAUAUCCUCGACGCUCAGCUGCAGGAGCUCAAACCCAACGAUAAAGACACGGCGGGACGCAGCUUCAACAAGCGUCAAAAAAGAGAGAGGACUUGCAGGGCCUAUACAAAGGCCAUCGUGGACACGGUUGACAACCUGCUGAGGCCAGAAGCUCUUAAAUCCUGGAAGGACAUGAAUUCCACAGAGCAAACGCAUGCGGCCACUAUGUUACUGGAUACCCUGGAGGAAGGAGCCUUUGUCCUCGCAGACAACCUGAUCGAGCCCGCCGUCGUCCGAGUGCCCGCCGAGAACAUCAUGUUGGACGUGUAUGUGUUGAGCACCGAUGGCCAAAUCCAGGACUUCAGGUUCCCUCAGACCAGCAAAAGAGGAGCUACAAUUCAGCUCUCGGCAAACAUGGUCAAGCUGAACAGUAAAAACGGCAUUGCCAAGCUGGUGUUUGUCCUGUAUAAGCACUUGGGGCAUUUCCUCAGUACGGAGAACGCCACAGUGAGGCUGACGGGCGACGGCGGAGUCCGAAACCACACGCUGACCGUCAACUCGCACAUCCUCUCCGCCUCCAUCAACAAAGAGUCCAGCCGCGUGUUCGUGGCCGAGCCGCUCAUCUUCACGCUGGAGCAUUUGGAUACCGAGAACUACUUCAACCCAAACUGCUCGUUCUGGAACUACUCGGAGCGGAGCAUGAUAGGAUCCUGGUCGACACAAGGCUGCAAACUCCUGGACACCAACAAGACGCACACCACCUGCUCCUGCAGUCACCUGACCAACUUCGCCAUCCUCAUGGCCCAUCGAGAUGCACAUGGGGGUGAGGGGAGCGUUCACGAGCUCCUGCUGACGGUCAUCACGCGGAUGGGCAUCGCCGUCUCGCUUGUCUGCCUCGCUAUUAGCAUUUUCACCUUCUGCUUCUUCCGAGGCCUUCAGAGUGACCGCAACACAAUCCACAAGAACCUGUGCAUCAACCUCUUCAUUGCAGAGCUUCUCUUUCUUGUGGGCAUCAACAUGACCGAACCUCCGAUGAUCUGCUCUGUGAUUGCUGGAGUUCUGCAUUUCUUCUUUCUCGCUGCGUUUUCCUGGAUGUGUUUGGAGGGCGUUCAAUUGUUCCUCAUGCUUGUGGAGGUCUUUGAGAGCGAGUUCUCUCGAAGGAAGUACUACUACGCAUCCGGCUACCUGUUCCCCUGUGUGGUGGUCGGCAUCUCCGCAGCCAUCGACUAUAAGAGCUACGGGACGAGGAAAGCCUGUUGGUUGAGGGUUGAUAAUCAUUUCAUUUGGAGUUUCAUCGGCCCUGUUACGUUCAUCAUUAUGCUCAACCUCAUCUUUCUGGCGGUGACGAUGUACAAGAUGGUGAAACACUCGAUGUCUAUGAAACCUGACUCCAGCCGACUGGAGAACAUACGGUGCUGGGUGUUCGGGGCUUUCGCACUGCUGUGUCUUCUCUGUCUGACGUGGUCGUUUGGCCUGCUUUUCUUGAACGACUCUUCGGUCAUCAUGGCGUACCUCUUCACGAUCUUCAACACCUUACAGGGGAUGUUCAUCUUCAUCUUCCACUGUCUUCUGCAGAAGAAGGUGCGUAAAGAGUACAGCAAGUGUGUGCGUCAGUCUCAGUGCUGUAGCGCUGUCCCGUCUGAAGGAGCUCACGCUGCGAGCAAGCCCUCGGGCUCCAGGUCCAGCGCUCGAUACUCCUCUGCCACACAGAGCCGCAUCAGGAGGAUGUGGAACGACACCGUGAGGAAACAGUCCGAGUCUUCCUUCAUCUCCGGAGAUAUCAACAGCACUUCCACACUAAACCAAGGAAUGACGGGCAACUAUCUGCUAACUAACCCUCUCCUCAGGCCUCACGACACUAACAGCCGCUAUAACAACCUUCUGGCGGAAACCCUGGUGUGCAGCGCCGCGUCUCCUGCAGGCCAGCCCUCGCUGACCAACAGCCGUGAUGUCAGCACCAUGGACACACUCCCUCUGAGCGACAACUUCACCAGCAGUUACUCCCGGCGGGAGGACGACUACGAGGACCCCGCGCUGAGCUGCCCGACCGCAUGCCUGGACGACGCCGCCCUGGAGAAGAUGAUCAUCUCCGAGCUGGUCCACAACAACCUGAGGCCUCGCAGGCUCCCGCAAAACCAAACCAGCUCGAAAGGCCAACCCCGAGAUCCGGUUCCGCAGGACACCGGCGUGAGCGGAGGCGGGGGUGUCGGGAACACCAGUGAGGUUGAGGUCACAGGCGCUGAUGCCGACGCCGACACCCCCGCUCUCCCGGCGUCCGCCAGCCAAACGCUUGAGCUCCUCCUCCUCCACCCGAGCGACCGGGACGCCCUCGACGCCCCGCUCCUGCCCCAGCGGACUCACUCCCUCCUUUACUGCGCCCAGAAGCGGCCCGUCCGGCCUCAGAAGGACAGCAGAGAGUCUGAAGGAGACGAGGAAGAGGACGAGCGAAGGGAGGAAGACGACGCGCCCUCGCCGAAUCACAGGGACUCGCUGUACACAAGCAUGCCUGAUCUCAGAGACUCUCCGUCGUCCUCGGCCUCUGAAUCCCCGGACCUCGUCAGCGGACGGGACGACGGCUGCCCCGCUCAAAGUGAGCUCGAGGAACACUGUUACAAGAGCUUACCUGACCUGGGAGACGGGACUCGGGCGCUGUCCUACUAUCAGAUCAGCCGAGGAGGCGCUAGCGAGGGCUGUGGCGAACCCGCGAGCGAUGGACAGAUGCAGCUAAUCACCAGCCUCUGAGACAAGAUCAUCCCUGUUCCUCUCGUUCAGGGGUGUGUUUCCCGAAAGCAGCGUUAGCCAACUGUGCUCGCAAGUCCUGUCGUUAUCAGCAGUUCGACGAGUCGUGUUUCCCGAAACCAUCGUUCCAACAAAUAUUCGCAAACAGCAUCGCUGAGCUGCGGUUAGAACAGUUUCUUGUUUUCAUAAAUCCUUAUCUUGAGCAAAACAAGCAAGCUGACAUUCAGGACAAUCUGUGUCUUUAUUUAGAAUACCAACAUGACAUCAUGACUUUUGCGUAAACAUAUACGCCACUUUCAAGGUGGCGUGUCAUCUCUACACAUUUUGAG
Pimephales promelas (fathead minnow) is the source of this 5181-nucleotide messenger RNA. The record is from RefSeq and is a predicted model, not a curated record. Lineage: Eukaryota; Metazoa; Chordata; Actinopteri; Cypriniformes; Leuciscidae.